CACUAAGCAAUGAAAGGGGUUGAUUCAGGUAAGUAUUGCAUCAUGUCCACACACAAGACAAGCUGUCGUGCGCUACCUGUACUCCGCUGCGACCACGUGGUGCGGAGCACGUACAAUGCUCAUACGCUCCCCAGGGGAGGGGAAAGGCACAAUCGAGGUAACACACUUAUAUCUGUCGCCUUAUUUUCCACGUAAGAAACGCUGUAAAGGUUACAAGGGAGGUAACCGGUGUACAGGAUGAAUGCUGCCUACUUGCCCCGCAACACGUUCAGAGAAGACGGGAAUGUUAGUAGAUGCUACGCCAGUUAUCCCGUCAGCCAAUCAGAAGCCCGGAUCUGGAUCGGCGCGUUAUAAAUACACCAGCACGUGGAACGUCAAUGUACUCUGACAGACUACUGAAAGGACGGAAGAUCCAAUACGCAUCAAGAAUAUCCAUUAUGGUCAAGUUCGAGAAAGUCAGGAUUACUCAGUUCCAGUACUUCUCCGUGAGUGUAAUCGUCAUCUUCAUCAGUUUCCUCCUCUUCCCCGUGCGCCGCCGGAUGGACACACAGACAGCACUUGUAGGAAUGAUGCAUCUUGGAAGUUGGGCAGCCCAAUAUGGCGCGCAGUUGUGGGUGACUCUUGUAGCAGGUCUGACGAUGUUCUACAAUCUCCCACGACACAUGUUCGGCCGGGUUCAGACACGCCUCUUCCCAAUGUUCUUCCUGUGGAGCCUCGUGACGUCAUCCAUCAUGUUGGGGACGUUCGUCAUUCAGCAUCCCCUCGAGGCCAUGCAGAGAAGUCACGUGAUACAGAUCUCAAUGCUCAUCGCCGGCUUCGUGUCAGCGGCUCUGAAUUCCCUGAUUCUAGCGCCACUCAUAGUUCGCGCCAUGUUGGUGACGUUUCAAAUGGAGGUGGAGGCAGGUGUCGGUGACGUCAUUGGUUACGCCGAUAUGAAGGAAAUGAAAAAGAACCCAGAAUAUUCAGCCGCCUACCGCACGUUCAGACGAUGUCACGGAAUGAGCGGGUUGUUGACCUUGGUUGGCCUCGCGUCCAACACCGUGCACCUGUACUACAUUACGUCGCAGUGUCUGCCGCUAUAACGUCGUCAAACCGUAGACGUCGCCGCUGGUGUGAGGACUUUUGAAGCGUUAGUGUUUGAGAAAUAUGGCUCACGACAAGGUUGUGAUUGAAUCUCAUUGACAGACAUGUGUGUACGUCACAGCGACUUCUCUGUGUGACAGAGUGCAUGUUGAUCUCAGAUCAAGCCUUACUGAGUGAACCAAUCAUCCUUGUGAUGUAUAUGACACUGAGGUUGUGACCCUGUCUCUGUGAAUGUUUUUCAGUGGGUGUCUUUCACUCACUUAACUAGAUCUGAACAUAUCCUGCUCAGUAAUAUUCCAUAUGAGGAGCUAUGCACCUAACCCCCACCCCCACUAACUACCUCACUCACUAUAUAGAAACUGGAACCGGACUUUGUUAGGGGUGUUGAACCAUUGACGUACUGUUAAGAAUGUGCAUUUAACACAUGUUAAUGUAUAUACCACGCAGUGUUUAAUUUAUUGUUCCAUAUUGGCAUGCAACUGUACAUAUCACUCUCGGAAGCACAAUUAUUAAUUAAGUUGUCUCAUAAUAAAUGUCUCAUCCUUUUUAA
Messenger RNA from Haliotis rubra (blacklip abalone), 1633 nucleotides. RefSeq names its product transmembrane protein 205-like. The transcript is spliced from 4 exons. The record is from RefSeq and is a predicted model, not a curated record. Lineage: Eukaryota; Metazoa; Mollusca; Gastropoda; Lepetellida; Haliotidae. Bases 294 to 1082 code for a protein of 262 amino acids.